CUGAUAUUCUUUGACUCUCCUAGGAGCGCGAUUUCUGACAAUGUGAAAUACUCAUGAGAGCGGGCGAAUUGGAAUUCGAGCGUGAGCCGCUUUUGCUAUUACAGCACAGCUAAAUACUCUAGAGUUUGUGCGUACUCGCAUCUUUCGAAGAAGAAAACGAAAACAUUCGGUUUCGGCCCGUGUCAAAGAUAUUCUUAAUAAAGAGAAAUGCAAAAGGGGUGUCAUAAGAGGGAGUUGAUGGUUCACAUUGGAUAUGUAAAAGAGCCAUAAAGGAGGGAGGUGGGGAUUCUCGGGAGGUUCUCCAUCAUAUACAUCUUGCUUUCAAUCAAAUUCGUCGCGCUGGCACGUGAAAGGAUGGCGACAGGAGCCCUUGCAGCUUUGCGGUUCUGCAACGUGAACUGGAUUUCCUCCGACCUACACGCGUAUACCGUGUCGACGUUUUUGCAAAACGAGUUCCCGAAUGUGCUGCGCACUUCCAACGGCGACGCGGUCUCUGUCGACCCGAUUGCGCAGCCAGAGCUGACGAGCUCCUUCACGGCACUGCAAGCCCUGCAGCGCGAUGAGUGUGAGGUAGUGCCGGAAUGCUGGGACUACGAAGACCAGCGCUGUGACUCCCUCGGCGGAACGACGGUGGAUGUCGGUGUGCGGGGCGAAAACGCAUUGUACGCACCAAGCUGGCUCUUGGACGAAAACCCGGGUUUGGCGAGUUUCCCGUCCGGUUACAUCGGGAGCACAAACUUGCUCUCCAACAUUCCCGCAGAUCUGCGGAUUAUCGGCGUGCCCGUCGGCUGGGAGGUACGCGGAACAGGCGAGUGCUUCAUGCCGGAUUUCGUCACCGGGGCGAAUGCGAACAAAACGUACGUUGACAGCAGCGACCUCCAAACGCAACAGUGUAGCACUUACAUGCCGUCGCAUUUGCUAUCUCGGUUUGUCUUCCCGCAAUCUGGCGCGGAGCAUCUGGCGUUAAUACAGGAAGGGGUCAAACUUAGAAAGCCGAUUUUGUUCUAUGGUUGGAAGCCUUCGGCCUUGACCGAGGAGGAUGGCGUGCGGCGAGUCACCACCUUUGGAAAAGCGCCGGUAAAUCUGAAAAUGGUGUACAACUCGACAAGGAUCAAUUCCUUGUUCGCACAGGGCGCAACCAGCACGCCUACUGGAAAUAGUUCACUGCCCACUUCCCUUCUUGCAGAAGUUUUGGAAACGCGUUGGCAGUUGUUCCCGGAAAACGUGACAACCCUGUUUGGUUACUACCGGUCUCGUGCGUCCGUGAACCUCCCUGAAUCCGACGUGAAACGCAGACUCGCGUCGCAGUUUGCGGCCGACAAGUUCAUGUGCGAGCGGAGCCCGAUUAAGUCCGCGCCGAGCUGCCGGGCGGUGACUGAGGCGGCGUCGUUCAAGCGACGCACAAAGGACCCGAGCUUCCCGGCGAAAAUUGUCGUCUGGACCAAGAUGUUUCCGAUCUUUGUGGAUUCGGCGAUAACGCCCGGCAGCAUUAACAAUUACCCGUCCUGUACCAACGACGACCCAGCAAAUUUUCACCCGGCGGGGCGUCAGGACCUGGUCGGUUACACCAUCGACCACCUGUAUGAGGUGUUUGGACUUCUGGGGUACGACAAAACCGACAUCAUCCUGCGAUGCGCGGAGUCGACCGGAAAACUGAUCGAGUACGCUGCCGAGAACAAGGCAGACGUGUCUGUCGCCGCGAUCACGGUCUUCAAAAACCGCAUUUGGCGGGUCGAUUUCUCGACGCCGUACUACUCGACCGGGUACAAGUUUUUGAUCGCGUCGCAGCCGCCCUCCUUGAAAGCUCUGCCAACCGACUUCUUCAUGCGGCCCUUCAGCACGGACGUGUGGCUUGCGUUGUUGCUUUUCGUCGUGAUCGUUGGGACGCUGAUCGGGGCCGUGGAGGGGUUGGCCCAGCGGAAACGGGUGGAAAAGCUAGAGGAAAUCUUGACCGAAGACGUGAAGCUGCUGGAGGGGGAGGAGCAGUGCGCCAAGCAAUUGCGUAGGUUCGACGCAGAGUCGGCGGAAGUCAUGAUCGACAACGAGUUGCUGAUUUCCAAGGAAGAGAAACGGCUCUUGAUGAAGGCGGUGGAAAGGACGCGGAUGGAACACGCGAGCGCGCCAACACCAAUGCUGGAGCGAACCAGCACGAUGAUGGGUUUGGAUGUUUGCGUUCCCGUGAGCAGCAGCGGCACGAUCGUGAGGAGUAGGACCGACGCUGCGCAGUUGCGGGAGCAGAUGAAACCAUCGUCCACAGCGCUUGUUGUCGCCGAAGUAAGUGACGAACUCAAUGGAGUUGUACACCGAGAUCGAGAACUUCAGAGCGGCAAAACGACGAGCAAGAUCAUAGUGAGAAGCAUCGACAAGUUGUUCUAUUUGCGGAUGCAGUUUCUAAUUCGCCGACGAAUCAGGACCACGCAGAACAAAAAGCGAUAG
This is a messenger RNA of Amoebophrya sp. A120, 2436 nucleotides long. The record is from the annotation of a GenBank genome assembly. Lineage: Eukaryota; Dinophyceae; Syndiniales; Amoebophryaceae.